Molecule: messenger RNA, 1401 nt
Organism: Oryzias latipes (Japanese medaka)
Lineage: Eukaryota; Metazoa; Chordata; Actinopteri; Beloniformes; Adrianichthyidae
Product: serine protease 27
Biological process (GO): proteolysis
Molecular function (GO): serine-type endopeptidase activity
Source: RefSeq, a predicted model, not a curated record
UGAUUUGGGCUGAAAGUUUGGGGUGAAGGGGACGGUCUUCAAUCUGGAGUGAGGUCGGAAACAAGCGAGAACCCGGAUUUUUUUUCAACCUAAAAUCUUUACCUGGAGUUUUUUUAAUAGUUGAACGAGGAGUAACUAUAGCUUUUUUUAAUUGACAUUUAAAUUCGUUGGCGAAUGUCUUGAAUCGGGAUUGGGAAUCGUUUUGGCAGAUUAAGUAACAGAAAAUGUGGAGGAACCUUUUUUGCUCGGUUUUUUGCUGCGUCACAGCACUUUGGACUACUACUCACGCGCAAGAAUGUGGUCGACCUCCAUUAAUGGAGAACAGGAUUGUGGGAGGGAUGGACGCCAAAGAAGGGGCUUGGCCAUGGCAGGUUGAUAUACAGACAAAGACUGAGGGUCAUAUCUGUGGAGGCUCCAUCAUCACACAGAACUGGGUCUUAUCAGCAGCACAUUGUUUCCCCAAAACAUAUGACGUGGGCAACUACAUUGUCUACGUUGGCCGGCACCAGACCCAAAGUAAUAACCCGCACGAGUCGUCUCAUUCUGUGAGCCGGGUGGAGAUCCCAUCCAGCUACGUUGAGUCUUACAAGGGGCAAGAUGUGGCCCUGGUGCAGCUGUCCACCCCCAUAACCUGGUCGGAUUAUGCUAGUCCUGUGUGUUUGCCCUCGUCUGACACCCAGUUUUCUACCGACAUGCAGUGCUACGUAACCGGCUGGGGCAACACCAAAGAAGAUGUCCCUCUGUCAAGACCUGGGACUCUACAGGAAGUGAAGGUGCCAAUCAUCUCCCAGAGUUCAUGUCAGGCGAUGUACCUCUCAGAUCCAACAGAGCAGGUGGACAUUCUGAGUGACAUGAUCUGUGCUGGAUACCAGACGGGCGGAAAGGACUCCUGCCAGGGUGACUCAGGGGGGCCUUUGGUCUGCCCGAUGACAAAUGGGACCUGGGUGCAGGCCGGAGUGGUGAGCUUUGGGAUCGGCUGUGCUCAGCAAAACAAGCCAGGCGUGUACGCCAGGCUUACCACCUUCUCAAGCUUCAUCAAGAAAAACGUACCAGAGGUUCAACUCUACGGAGGAGCCCAUCACAUCCAGAGUGGGAGCAUUAUUUUGCUGGUUAGCUUUGUGCUAACACUGCAGGUUCUACUUCAAAGAUGAUUUGCCAUCAAAACUUAAUUCCUGAGGGUAACUCUAAAUCUCUGCCUCGGUGGCCUUUAAUAGUCACAUUAUGUUACUUGUAUCUGACGUGCACCAGAAGCCAUAACAAAAUGAGAUCAUGAUUUUGUUUUGUUUUUUUAAAUGACAGCUUUGUAUGAUGAGCUUUGAUUAAAAGUAGAUUUCAUAGUUUUGUACUAAAUCAUAAAUUGUGAUCAUUUUGCAUUUCAAUUAAAUGUUGUUUAACCUAAAA